Molecule: messenger RNA, 2051 nt
Organism: Olea europaea var. sylvestris
Lineage: Eukaryota; Viridiplantae; Streptophyta; Magnoliopsida; Lamiales; Oleaceae
Product: protein NRT1/ PTR FAMILY 5.5-like
Exons: 6
Coding region: 106-1956 (616 amino acids)
Biological process (GO): transmembrane transport
Cellular component (GO): membrane
Molecular function (GO): transmembrane transporter activity
Source: RefSeq, a predicted model, not a curated record
AUGAAUUUGCAUAUAAAAAGCUGCGAGUUUCCCAUCUCUCUGUGUUUCUGAAAGUUCUGCACUGACAAGUUUGAAGGAAGUGAGGGUGAUUCGUUUAAUUCAGAAAUGACGACUUUUGUACGAAUUAAGGUUUUGAAAUGGGCUGAUAUAUUGGCUGCGUACACAAUGUUUGCGAUGCAAACAUACUUAACAGAUGUAUGGAAACUAAGUUUUACUCAUGCUAAUGGAAUUUUGAACAUUUGGAAUGGAGUUACUAAGGUAUUGCCGAUUGGGUUUCUCUACCUCGUCGACACGUUUCUGGGACACUUCUUAAUGCUCCUGCUGUCUAGUCUAGCUUACAGUGUGAUUCGGGAAGAGAGAUAUAAGUACGUUCAAGUUCUGUGGUUGGAUGCAUGUUUUUCGAGCCUUGGAAUUGGAACUUUAACAGAAAUUGUGUCUUCCAUGGGUAUGGGGUUUCUUUACAUGUCAACACCGCCAGUCCUCGCCAGUUCCAUGGGCACCUGCAAAGACUACGAACCAAAUUGUAUAUGCGGCACUCAAAAAGUUUUGUUCUACACGGCCUUGGCAUUGUUAGCUGUAGGAAUAGCUGGUCACAGCGUCUCUCUGUAUCCUUUCUUUGUUAAACAGAGAACGAACUUUGACAUUGAUGACGGCAAUAAAAUUUAUUUUCAGAUAUUAGGCAUGGUUAUGGUGACCACUGUGCCACCAAUAAUUGGAUCUAUUGUUCUACCUCACAUUAAACAAUGGACAAUCCAAAUUGGAAUUCCGGCAAUCUGUACUGCUGCUGCGACACUUCUAUUCUUGAGCGGUUCGUGUUCAUACAUUAAGCCUGAACCACAGGGGAGUCCAUUGACAAAUGUUUGCAGAGUCUUUGUGGCCUCUACUUUUAAGAUAUCCCAACAAUUUCCUCUUGAUGAUAAAGAACUUUAUAGGAAAGAUGGCCCUGAGCAUCAGUCAUUUUCCCACACUCGUGUUCUCAGGUUUUCACUUGUCUGUUUCCUUUACAUUAGGCGCAUUUGGGGCUUAGAGAAGGCUGCCAUCAUAUUGCGGGAUAGAAGUCUGGAAGAACAAGAAAAGAAUAGGUGGAGGCUUUGCACAGUUGCAGAAGUAGAAGAAGCAAAAAUUGUUGUUCGGAUGGUUCCAAUGUGGAUGACAUUCAUAGUUUGUGGGAUCGUAUCUUCUAUGGGAAACACGUACUUCCUGGAACAAGCAAAUCACUUGGAUCGCAAGCUUGGAAAAUGGACACUUCCUCUUCCUGUGUUUCUUCUGCUGUUUAACGGUGCGAAAACACUGUUUUCCAUAUCCUACUCCCGUUUGGCGAGAUGCUUUGCUGGAUAUAAAAAGUAUGCACCUUCCGUUGGAAUUGCAGUGGCUAUGGUAUUAUCAGUACUGUGUUGCAUAACUUCUGCCAAAAUAGAGAUUCGACGGCUGAAAGUGAUUAGAAGACACGAUUUACUCGACAAGUCUGAGGACGAUAUCCCAAUGAGUAUAUUUUGGCUCCUUUACCAGUUUUUCCUUCUUGCUGGCCUAGACACGUUUUUCAAGAAGAGCUCGAUUGCUUUCUUCAAGGAUCAGGCUCCCAAAUCAAUGAUAAAUUACCUCCGACACUGGAGUGAAGCGGUAUCUGGUCUAGGAUUCAUAGGGGGUGUGCUUUCGGUUUAUGUGGUUGGUAACAUUAGUGAGAAGGGUGGUAGACAAAACUGGUUCCAGUAUACGUUGAACAAGAGUCGACUAGAUCGAUAUUACUGGGUGCUUGCAGCCUUGAGUUCAGUAAAUAUGCUUGUGUUUAUUUUAAUUGCUUACAUUUACAGAUACAAGGAGCUGGAGCCAGAACCAGAACCAGAACCAGAACCAGAAAGAAAUAGUGAAUUGCCGAAGAUUCUGAUCGAAGAGAGGCUGAGUAAAUGGCCCGAAGCUCUUGUUGCCGUGGUGGUUAGGCUUUUUCUGAAAUUGUAGUAUGAACAUUCCACUUAUGCAAAUUGUAUUUGUUCUUUUUGUGUGCACUGAGGGUCUGGAAGAGUUUGUACACAGUAUUAAAUAAAAGUCAUUAA